Corvus hawaiiensis (hawaiian crow) is the source of this 1974-nucleotide messenger RNA. Its product is annotated as Fc receptor-like protein 4. Gene Ontology annotation, molecular function: transmembrane signaling receptor activity. The coding region runs from base 280 to 1974 and encodes 564 amino acids. The record is from RefSeq and is a predicted model, not a curated record. The transcript is spliced from 11 exons. Lineage: Eukaryota; Metazoa; Chordata; Aves; Passeriformes; Corvidae. Gene Ontology annotation, biological process: cell surface receptor signaling pathway.
UCCCUGUCACUUCCCCACUCUCCCCAUUCCCCUGGGACACCCAUCCUGAGAUGCCCACAUGCCCUGAGCCCCCCACUCCUGGGAACACCAUGUCCCACCAUGUCCCCAGCCUGUCCCCUGCUGUGUCUCCACCCUGCCACCACCCUGCCCCCACCCUGCCCCCAUCAAGGGCCACCAACACGUGGGGAUGAGACGUGACCUCGCUUCCUGCCCGCCACCCAGGGGACAAGUGGCCCCGGCAGCGUGUGACAGGCAGCCCGGGUGGCCGGGGACAGCGGGAUGGCCGGGAAGGUGGCGCUGCUCCUGUGGGCCCAGACCCUCGGCCUCGCUGGUGCCCAGACCACCCAGCUCCUCGUGCAGCCCCCCUGGACGCCGCCGGUGCUGUGGGACCGGGUGACACUGACCUGCCAGGGCUUGGGCACUGCCGGUGCCACCACCUGGUACAAGGACGGGCAGCGCUGGUGGCUGCAGGGACCCGACCGAUUCGUUGUCACUGAGAGUGGCACCUACCAGUGUGACAGACCCGGCACCGGGCGCAGCCCCCCCGUGAGCGUCUCCAAUGACCGGCUGGUGCUGCAGGUGCCGGCGCGGGCACUGCUGGAGGGGGACACGGUGACACUGCGCUGCCGAGGCUGGAAGGAUACGUCAGUCACCAGGGUGCGAUUUUACCAGGACGAGAAGGAUCUGGGGGGGCCCUUCAAGGGGACAGAGCUGUCCCUGUCCCCCCGACAGCUGCACCACAGCGGCCGCUACCACUGCGAGGGCUUGGAAGGCUUCAGGCUGUCACGGUCAGUGCCCGUGACAGUGACAGUGCACGAGCUGUUCCCGGUGCCGGUGCUGGAGGGUUCUCCCGAGCCCGCCGAGGGGUCCCCCCUCAAUCUCAGCUGCCUCAGCACCCCCAGCCCCCUGCGGCCCCGAGCCCCCCUCCUGCACCUCUUCUACCGGCAUGGGCGGUUGGUGGGGGGCCCGCAGGGGUCCCCGCAGCUCCUGCUGCCCGCCGUGGGGGUCUCCCACUCGGGGAAUUACAGCUGCCAGGUGCGCUCCGAGAGGGGGGCCGUGCAGAAGAGCAGCGCCCAGCUCCGCGUCACGGUGCGCAGGGUCCCGCUCUCAGGGGUGUCCGUGUCGGCGCAGCCCCCCGGGGGACAGGUGGCACUGGGGGACCGCCUGGUGCUGAGCUGCGCAGUGGCCACGGGGACAGGUCCCCUGUCCUUCUCCUGGCACCGGGGUGACUCGUGGGCACUGCUGGGCACCGGCCCCCACCUGGAGCUGCGCCACGUUGGGGACAAUGACAGCGGCCACUACCAGUGCAGGACCAGCGACGGGGACAGCGUGGCUGAGAGUGUCCCCAUAAAUGUCACCGUCCUGGUGCCCGUGGCCAAUGCCACCAUCAGCCCCGGUGCCCUGGCACACCCGGUGCGCACAGGUGACCCCGUGACCCUGCGCUGCUCGGUGCAGGUGGGCUCAGCCCCUGUCACCUUCACCUGGCUGCGCAACGGCCGUGAGGUGGCCCGGGGUCCCCUCCUGGAGCUCGGGGGCGUCCAUGUGGGACAUUCCGGCACCUACCAGUGUGUGGCUACCAACCAGCUGGGACAGGACGGGCACCGCGUGUUCCGGGCACUCAGCCCCGAGCUGGCACUGACGGCGACACCGCAGGCACACUGGGACACAGCAGUGGCCGCAGGGGUUGCCGGGUCCCUCCUGUUCCUGGUCCUGCUCCUGGGUGUCAUUGUGGGCUGUCACCGGUGGCUCCGCCUGGCCUCCAGGAAGCACCAGGAAAGGGCUCCCCCGGAGCCCCCGGCACCCCUGGAGGAGGGGGAGGUGCUGUACACCCACGUCACAAGGACGAAGCGGACGCAGGGGCCCACCUGCACCGCUCCACCCCAGGAUGCCCAAGUGACCUACGCGGAGCUGCCGGGACCCCACGGGCGACCGCGGGCACCCAGUGACAUCUACGGGAACGUGCCGGGACACUGA